Rubroshorea leprosula is the source of this 2349-nucleotide messenger RNA. The record is from the annotation of a GenBank genome assembly. NCBI's taxonomy places the organism in Eukaryota, Viridiplantae, Streptophyta, Magnoliopsida, Malvales, Dipterocarpaceae.
GCUUCACGUCAUUUUCAGGUAAAAUGGUUUCAUUGAGGGAACUUACAGAGCAACGAGGUAACCAUGGCAGAGAGGGAGAAGAGGAAGGGGUUUUGUCAGUGGAGCCUAUCACGAUGAUAGUGCCGCCUGAGUUGCAGGACUCGCCGGAAACGAUGGCACCUGAGAGAAGCACCAGUUCGAGUGCGAGGGAUGAUGGUGGCGACCAUGCUACUGCGUCGUCUAGCAGCUCGUCUACUGAAGAAACACCCAGCCGUGAAGAAGGAAUGGGGGAUGUGGUGAGCAGUGUCUCAGAUCGGCCGGUGAUUGGGGAAUGGGAAGGCGUGACAAUCCCGGGCAGGUUGAGUAACCUACGAAAAGCACCGAAGGACCUGCCCAUUGGAUUCAGGUUCAAGGCUGUACUUCAUCACGAAGUAGCAAAUUGUGCGCCCUCCAUAAGUGGGUAUAAACGACUGGAGGAGAUGGUGAGGGCGUUCCACAUCCCCAAGACCAUAUUGCUGUGGACUGGCAGGCAGAACGAAAGGGCGUGCACAGUGUCGCAAACGGGCUGGAUCCCCGUAUAUGUGGACCACUUUGAUGACGGCCUGCGGUUUCCCCUGCCCGGAUUGGUGUUUGACCUGCUGGCUGAUUACGAGCUGGCGUUGACGUCGCUGUUUCAAUGCCGGCUGUGUCCUAACUCCCGAGGCGCGAAGUGGUACUACCUUUCCUGGAGAGACAAAAGCCAGUUGUUCAAGAAUGUCCGGAACAAAGUGGCGAGGUGGAAGAGGCAAUUCAUAUUUGUUCGCGACACGCGAACAGAGAGGAUAAGCAACGACCUCGCUGCCCGGCUGUCAGAAUGGCGCACGCCAAAUGCCCACAUCAACUACCCACAGCUGCUGCCCCGGGAUGUAGAUCUAAAGAACAAGCUGCUUGAGUAUGCGAAGAGGAAGGGUCUGAUAGAUCUAAAAGCCCUGGUUACCUCGGAGCAGCUCGUCGUGUUUGGGUUUGUCGACGUGGCAAACCUGUUCACAGAAGCCCAGAGCUCACGAGGCCGCGGGGCGAGCAGCGGGCAACAAAGUCAAACGCGGUUCGACGAGCAGCCACCCCCAGCGCCUCUAUCACGCAGCUCGUCACACCGGGGAUCCAGCUUGACAUCACGGCCACGAGCAGAUCAAAGAGCUGAUGUUGCCGCUCCGAAUGCACGUAGGCGUGCACAAGAGGGGACCGAGAGCGAGGAAGAUGAGAUUCCCCUUGCAAGGCGCAGAACAAGCGGGGGGACUCAGCCCGUACAGGCGGCCCGUCCUGCAACGGUGCGUUCACCCACUGCACCGCCAGCGACCACGCGGGUAGUAGCAGAGCCCAUCUCUGCUUCAGCUUCAACGUCGGGCCCCAGGAUCGCUUAUCCUGAGGGCUUCUCUUAUGUGCGGGCGGAGUGCCAGCCCGCCAUGGUGCAAGCUAUGCACAACUUCGUGCCCCCGUCGGAUAGUCGGCGGGCUGAGGCUUUUGUGCAGCAGCAUGGCGGCCAGGUCGCCAUGAUCAAAUUGAUGGAUGCAUUCAGCUACGCUGUAGCGCUUUAUGAGGGCGAGCAGGAGGCUCGUACGCAGAACGGCGAGCUCGGUUCAAAAUGCAAACAACUGGCUAUUGAGAAGGCUAGCCUUGUGGACGAUGUGAAUCGUCUGCAAGGCUCUGAAAUGGCGAACCGGGCAGCUGCUGCAGAGAGCCAAGCGGAUGAGCUCGCCAACAGGAACAAUGAGCUCAGGGAGGAGCUGGAGCACGCUCAAGCUAAAAAAGAGAGCGGGAUCCAGGCGGCGAAGGACGAGGCCGCCAGGGUUGAGGAAAGGGCGAAGAAGGCUGAGACCGACAGGGACCGUGCUCAGCACGAGCUGAGCUCCCUUAGGCACCAGGUCGCCGAGGUGGAUCGAAACCUUGCUGCUGCCAAGGAAGCGCUGAACGAGCUGAAGGCUUCCCAUGCACGUUCUGUCAGCAUCGCCCGGGCUCAAGGGGCGGAAUGGUGGGACCUCAACGAGGAGGGAGUGCCUGUUUGGCCUCCUCAGGUCCUUGAGGACGGGGAGGAUCCAACGGGGUUGCCCUCCUUUGACGCAUGGGUAGAGGGUGCUCCUGUAGCUGAGCAGGAGCCUUCAACCACCCCGCCCAACUCUCAGCCCACCGUGGUGCCGGUCAGCUCGCCAGUCAGCGCACCAGUCUCUGAGGCCGCUGCUCGAUCUCCUCCAACUCGCUCUCCUGCAGCUGCUGCUGAUGCAUCCAUGCCCGUCGAUCUGACGGAUGACUAGAUUUAGGGUUUUUCUUUUGUUCUUUUGUAUUUCACUUUUGCAUUUUUGUAUUUGAUCAAUGUAAUACAUAAGUACCUUCAAU